CAGUGCCUGCGUGAAGUUCGAUCGCAUGCGUUUCGCCAGUACUGGCGUGUCAAUAAUUCUGGUGCUCCUCAUGGCGGGCCGUAGGUUUUCUGGCAAGAAAAAAGAGCCGGAUGGCAAAAAACCCACUUCGACCAGCGGAGGUGCUCCCAAGUCCCCUUCACCUGCGAGUAAAGACUCGCGUGGAGGCGACGUAAACGCUGCUACGGGAAGCGCUGUUGAAGGUGCUGUUGGAGCAGCUUCCGAGGCCAGUCAAAGUACUUCUCAGAUACAAGAGAAUUUAGAAAGAACCGAUUCUCAGGCUGGAAUGGGGAUCAUUGAAAGAGCUCCUGAGCUAGUUAUCUCCGAAGAGCUGGGCCAGAUAAUAGAGGAAGAGAUCGAAGCCGUCACAGAGCCAUUGCCAAAUUCCGAUCCAUUAAGGGUCAAAUGUUCCGGUGCCCAAGGGGCAUUCAUACCCAGUGAAGUCCCAAGACUGGAGCCUUCGACCCCGAGACAAGAGCCUACCGCGAAUCAAACUUCAUUUAGCUGCGUUGUUGUAGCAGCGCCGAGACCACAAGCCCAACCUGUUCAGUCUCGUCCCUCUGGCUCCACAUCUAGAAGCUUGUCCGCCACAGGCACGCCGAGCAGUCGUGGCGAAAGCAUUAUUCUGGACUCGUACUUGCCCGAUCACACCAAAAAAGACUUCCUAGGAGUCCACCAAAUCCGAGUUCCUUAUCUGCCGGUCAGUGAAAAGCCAGCCCUCCUCCAGGAUACCGGUUCCUUCGGGUCAGCUUGGCAGGAGGUGCUCCUCCGCAACUCUGAUACUUUUUUCUUGGACGCUUUCACUUUCAACUAUCCCAGAAAAUAUAGCCCGGAUAUCUACGCCUCCAGAAUAACGAAGCAUCGUUCGAAUAUGCACGAGUUGAUAAAAGUAAUGGAAAGAAUUAUCAAUGCCCCGCAUGAGCUUCAGCUCCUAGACUAUAUAAGGUCUCAGGUUAUUAAGUCCCUUCCUUCCUACGUCAUGCGCGACAUCCGAAUGCGUUUGAUGCAGAGAGUUAGACACCAAGGAUUCUUCUCUUCAGAUGACUUGUUCAAAGAAACUUUCUCGAUUACUUCAACAUCAACACAGUACUCUCCCUACUUCACCCUGAAAUCCUUAAAAGCCAGCGACUUCAUAAUCAUCGCCGCACACACCUGCUUCUCCGCUGCGCUGGUCUUCCAUCAGCUCGCUGAAGACGCCCUCGACAAUGGAAGGCUGCUCUGCGUUGUUGCAUACGGUCGCUGGGGCCUUAGGAUGGCAGCGAAAUACGUGUCCAUCACGCACGAACUUGAAAGUUACUCAACUUUGGAGCUACUCUUCCACCAGGUCCUCACUACCGCCCUCGUGCGCUUAGCCGUUUACGCAGAUUUAGAUUUCGACGACCCGGGAGCUACCGAUGAAGUUGAAAGGGCCUUCUUCCCGAUCCUGGCUUUCCUGGACCAUCAAAUUGGGUCAGAGGACCCAGAUGCCUACAUGCCGCCAACUGAUUUCAAAGAGUUCGCCAUGAGCUUGCUGAUACUGAGGCGCAGCACCUUCAUCGAUAAACAGUUGGAGUUUGAAAGGCUUUUUCUUUUCUGCUUCCGGUCAUCGUCAAAAAUAAAUGAUUUAACGCUUCACAUGAAAGUUCCCAACCUAAGUAAUCUUGCCGGCGAUAACAAUCCAACUAUCCGUCAAAUCAUGGCAAUCCUGAUGGAGUUUGACAACUGGGAGGACCCUUUGAAUUAUUACUCUUCCAACAACUUGGGCUCGGUGGUGCUGCGCUACAAAGCCCAGAUCGCAAGCUGCAUAGCCAAUUUUGUCACGGACUACCUUCCUUGUUACCAGUAUGCUUUGAGCAAAGUGGCGCUUGCGAUAAAGCUGGAGCAGAUGAGGGUACCCAACAUAAAGAUCUGCUUCCACGAACAAUGUUUGGAGACGUUCACCUCCAUUCAGCUGGAUUGUGCCCUUCGAUGCAUGUGGGAACUUCAGAACGCGAACACAACACACGAAACUGUCGCUCUGCUCCAGCUAAUAACUGAGAAGAGAUUUGCGAGUUGGAUUCCAAUAAAGUUUGAUGAAGCCGCCAGCCUCUUCCUGGCCCACGUUCUCUUGGUGGACUACACGUGUGGCCUUGAAAGUCGUCUGAGCGAACCCUCCAUAAAAAAGUCCCGUACACACUCGCUGGACUGUAUGGCCCGACAGCCUUUAACCAAAUGGCUGUUCGAAGAAAUCAGCACCAAGAUCUGGGAUAGGAUGGAGAGACUGAUGCGCGUCAUGGAAAAAAGAUCCUUGCACGAGACGCUACGGCUGAUAAAGUUAGGUUAUUACCUACUGCCUGUCCUCAUGAAUUACUUCUCGAAGCACGAUCCUGACGCAAUGGUUGAAAUGUACGAACUUGCGAAACAAAACGUAGAUACACCCUUAUCAGAAACCAGAGAGGACUACAAGCACGUUAAAGAUCCCCACGCAUCUUUUGGACAAAAACAGCUUCACGACUUCACCAAAACCUACUUCAAUCAAUUUCCUCAACAUCGCCUUCAAUCUAAGUGGCCUAAAACCUGGAGAGUGGAGGACCCAAGAGAGUUUGAACAUGGAAACGACUCGCCUGUGUACGCGACAUUCAGCCAGAGAUGCAAAAUAGAUCAUUUCAAUCAGGUUUAUUCGAAAAAGUUGGCGGAAAUUAACCCCAAUGCUAGUCCUCAACCUCGAAACAUCGGCCCGGGGCAAAUGCAAAACUUCCCGUACGACGUUUUCCAAUCUGAUCUGAGCAAGCGAUCAGCACAGUUUGUUGUACGGUGCAAUGACUUCGAACUUGACUACAUCAAAAAUGAAUUGGACCUCAUAGAGGCAGCGGAUCCUGCCCAAAAAGUAGAAGACGUUCUCGAUUUCCUCCUCGUGAUGAUCAGCCUAAUUGGAGAAGUUUAUAAUUCACUCCUGGAAAUGAGAGAUGAAACGGUGAACCAGAUAGAGCGGGAUAUGCUACUUAACUGGGCAAGGACGGUAGACAAGUUAUUGGCAUCUACCGAGAGAUCCAGCAUCAGCAGAGACGAUCCCAUGAAGACCGUCUUUCGUAUUCUCCUGGAAGUUGCCUUCACAUUCGGCUUUCCGACUCAAGUUUACAUGAAUCACCAGCCCAGCCCUGGAGAUUAAUCACGGCAAAAUGCUUCCCCUGAUUAGCGUUUGUCCUAAUUAUUCAAAUGUUGAUGUUCGUUACGAAUUUUUUUCAAAUAAAUUUAUUUCUUCGUUUAGUUCUUGAUUCCUUGAUUUUACCCGUAAUUACGCUUAAUAUCGCGGUUAUGUGGUUCAACCUGUUCUAGAAUUUAGAAUUGUUUUCCUAAUUGCUAACAUCAGGCGUGAUAUUAAUAGGUACUGUAUGUUCUCCAGUACAAAUUGCCAGAAUCUUCAAUCGUCUGUAAUCUAUAGUAGUAGAUAUUUUUCACUUACCAUGGUUCUUAUAGAGUACGAAAAGCAUGAAAAUUUAAUGAUACGAAGAGCUUGUCUAUGUGCUAGACGAUAAUAUUCCGAGAAGUCCCUUCUACUGGUAACCCUACGGCAUCCUCUACGCCGCAACUGCUGCGGUUCGAAGCACCAGUUGACUGGCAAAUGUCCUCGAGUCAACGAUGCAAUCUAUUUUCCUGAGUUUUAACAAAAUAAAUUUCUAUCUCUGCGUAAUCAACCUGGCCAGUCGCAGUCUCUCAACAAAGCUACCUUUUCAGGGCGCAUGUUGGACACCAUGAACUUGCUACUCAAUAUCAGUAUGCCGCAGCCGAGGUUUCUAUUUCUAGUGUCUCGAAAUGGAAUAGUGUUCCAUUGAGACACCACGUGACGUCCAUGCGUGAAUCUAUUUGUUUAGUGACUUUAGUCUGAUGUCAAUGACAUCGGACUAAGUUACACAAUUGGCCAAUACAUUAAAAAUCAGUUUGAUUGUUUAGAAGUCAGAUUUUUUGGCCUCCUGAGGAAAUUUUUCCUUCUUGAAUUUAGUGUGAUGAAAGUUUCCGGAAGCACGGCGCUCCGUUGCUCUUCAAUGGAAGAGAACUUACGAGUUACGACAAGCAUCUCCAAGCCCAAGCGUCUCUUGCAAUAGCUGUCGAUAAGCCGUCGGUUCAUCGCGACCGCAACCUGGUACAUUGAUAUUCAAUAUUAAUUUAAAUAACCAUAUAACAAUAUCAGUUGCCCAGGAUUUGUCAUCAUCAUUGCAUGUCACUGAUACAAUAAAUGCACUUCACGCA
This is a messenger RNA of Hyalella azteca, 4224 nucleotides long. RefSeq lists its product as uncharacterized. The transcript is spliced from 12 exons. Lineage: Eukaryota; Metazoa; Arthropoda; Malacostraca; Amphipoda; Hyalellidae. The record is from RefSeq and is a predicted model, not a curated record. The coding region runs from base 26 to 3145 and encodes 1039 amino acids.